CUUGCGUGUUGAUUGCCUUAAGAGAUAGGGCUUCAUUUUCACGAAGCUUGCGCCGUUUGAAUUUCUCUUGCAUAGGGCGUAUUUUAGGGUAACGUAGUCGAGCAUCAAUGGGAAUUGCGACUGAAUUUUCAGCGCAUUCGACUCCGAUUUUCGAUUUAGGUCUGUUUUUUGAGCACGCGAGAUUUUAGGAUUUUGUAGGAGUGGCACGGCCUGUAAGGGUGGGAGGGGCAUUUUCUGCUAUUUUUUUCUGCAAUCGUCCUUUCUGUAGGGGUGGUCAUUAUUCCUAAGCAUGUGCUUGAGGAGGAAUCUGGGAGCAGGAAUCUCAAUUUUUUACGAAUAAUUUUUCUGCAUUUGCAGUUUCCAUUUGACCUGCCUUCGCUCUGUUGGCCAUUGCGUUCAGUUGCUUUCAAGAGCCAUGGAGGUGAAUCAUGAAGGCAGCAGUGGUUCAGGGAUAGUGCCUGCGGGAGGGACUACCUUAGGUGAAACAGUGGAAAUUAAAAUCAAAACUUUGGAUUCGCAAAGUUAUACAUUACGUGUGGAGAAAAAUGUGGCAGUGCCUGUAUUGAAAGAGCAACUGGCUUCAGUUGCUGGGGUGCCCGUGGAGAAUCAACGGUUGAUUUGCCGAGGAAAGGUCUUAAAAGAUGACCAGUUAUUAUCCGCAUAUAAUGUUGAGGAUGGACAUACGUUACAUCUGGUGGCUAGGCAACCUCCUCCAACUUCCGGAGUUGGAACCAGCACUGCUACUAAUGAAGGUGAUCAAGGGGAAACAGGUUUGCCGUCAUUAGGAAGCAGGUCUGGUCACGUUUCACACAGUCUUCUAAUGGGAACUAUCAACUUUCCAGAUAAUGGCGAAGGGCAAUUGCCUGACCUAAAUCGGAUUAUAAAUGCGGUCAUCAGCUCAAUUGGAUUACAUAGUGGUGCUCCUUUGCAAGGCGGUACAGGGAAUAAUUCUGCCGCAGGGGUGUUAUCUCCGGGGGUGUUGCCUACAUCUGGUGGAGUUGAUGCUGGUGCAGCUGAUAGAAAUGGUGGAGGUGAUCAGGGCACUGGCGUCCGUGAGUUAGAGCUGCAGAUUGACGCACUCUAUGGAAUGCCUUCCAAUGCUACAGGAACUAUUGGCCCGAGCCCUGUACGUGUGGUUCAGGCUCCUGUGGUCGUCCCUGACGCUUUGACAACCAUGUCCCAGUACCUGGACCGUUUGGAGCAGUCGUUUGCUGCAGAAGAGUCGGCAAGAAUUUCUAGUGCACAAGACAGUGGUCGCACUGAAGCGAGGGCGACUACUGAUGUCCACCCAAGUAGGGAGGAGCCUCAACGAGGAGCUUCAAUUGCUGCUUUAGGAGCCCUUGUGAAUCGAGUGAACAAUUUAUUGCGUGGUCAGGCUAGCUCUGCGCUUUCUCGACUCGCUAGUCGAUUGGAAAAUGAGCCAACGAUGCUAAACGCUGCUGCACGAGAAGAUGUACAACACACAGCAUACCAUGAUGGUAAUUUGAUGCAGCAGAUAGGGGCUCUUCUCUUAGAGCUGGGCCGGGCUACAUUGUCUCUUCGUAUGGGUCAAUCUCCUAGCGAGUCUGCUAUCAAUUCUGGGCCGGCUAUUUUCAUUUCCCCAACAGGACCAAAUCCAAUGAUGGUUCAGGGUUCAAAUGUUGCCUCUUUCCGACAAGUCUUUGAUCUUUCUCGCACAAAUCGUCACAAUUUUGCUUUGCCACUACAGUCAGCAGGCGGUUUGGCUGUUGGGACUGGCCUACCGUCCACUCCUGCUGGUGGCGCUGGCUUUACUGUGCGACAACUUCUAGAGCGGGCAGACCAUAGGAAUACAUCUCACGCUGGUGCUACAUCAAAUGAUGCGGGUGGCCCUGCCCGUCCAAAUCGUCCCAGUAACGAAGCUGCAGACGGGGCCAAUCCAGUAUCAGACAGUGUGCCUUCUGGCUUCACUGGAAUGCAAGGCACUCUCAUGACACUUGAUGAGAAUGGAGCUGUUCGAGUGGUUCCUGUUCGUUCUCUUGGUGUUGGUCAUCCUCCCGGCACUACUGCAGAGCAUUUGGGUCCAAGGUUUCAGCAUCAAUUCAUUGUCAGACCAGCUUCCAACCCGCCGAACGACGCAUCUGUCGCUGCCGCCGGCAAUCCUGUGCCACCAGUAUCCAGUGAUUCGUCCAGGCUGACAGAUCAAGCAAGUCGCAGCACACCAGGAGAUGGAGGUGGAGCUUCUGAUCUUCUGAAUUCCUUGGGACCACUUCUGCAACAUUUAGCUGGUGCACUUCAACAGCCAGGGGACACAACACUGCUUCAGCAGCAGCAGUCCAAUUCCGAUCAACAGCAACCGCCAAGGACAGAUACAAUUGAAAGGGAAACAGAUGCUGAAGCCAGGUCCACAGAAGAUGCACAGGGUAGUAGAGAGUUGUCCAAUGGAAGGUCUGUUGAGCCAGCUCUCGAGUCUGGGGUGAUAAGCAUGGUGACAGAUGAAGUGAGUGGUUAUCGUGAGGGACCAGGGUCGAAUAAUUACCCUACUCCUCAAGAGCAGACGUUUGGCGCGAGUGAGAGUGUUGGCCCUAGUAGAGGAUCUUCGGAUGCAUCCGCCACUGCACCAAUCGGACUUGGGUUUGGGGGACUUCAGCCUCUUACAAGGGGAAGAAGGAGGCGACAGGCACAGCAGUCCAUUCAAGAUGAACAGCGUCAAGCAGGGCAGGAUGUUUUGCAGAACCUCUUAGCACAAAGAGAAAUGGCGAAUGAUAUGAACCAAAGACUCAACACGCCUUUACCUUCCUUGAGCAAUCUAGUGAGAGCAGUAGGAGGUGCUGAUAGGCAGCAGGGGGACCCUGGUAUUAUAGGGCAGCUUAUGAGGAGCCCUGUCGUAGAGAAUCUUGUUCAACAGGUCAUGCAAGGCGUCGGUGAUGUAGAUGGAGGAGAUGGAGCUCGCCGUGGACUAGCAACUGGUGACUUAGAUUUGUCAGGGAUGUUACAACAUAUGAUGCCUGUAGUUACUCAAAUGUUGGGUGGAGGAUCUUCAGCGGCUUUUCCUGGGUCUGUAGCAGACUCAAGUGCUAGAACAAGUGCUGUUGGAGCAAGGGGUACUUCUUCUCAGCCAUCCGAGACUGAAAGAUGGCAAGAUGCUCUAUCACAGGAGGAGCUAGCUGGUUGGAAUGAGACGAUUGUAGCCGAUGAAGAGGCUCAACAGUCAAUGCCACCUCAGCGUCCGUUAAGUGAUGUUUACCGUCGUGGUACACCUGCUGCUAAACGGCAAAAGACUGUAGUCGAGACAGCAGCAGAAAAACUGGAAUCCGGAGGAUCUGCAGAAGUUGUUCUUCGAGAUCUGACUGAUGCUGCCAAUGCUGAAAUUUCAGGCAACAAUGGGACUGCUGGUGCAGAUGACCUGGCUCAACAAGUUGUUCGAGUCGAUGGUCUUGCUGAGGCCUAUUUGCUUGUGCUGUUCAAUGACCUGGCUGCACGCGUGGCAGCAGACCCGGAUUUUGGCGAUGGCUCCCGCUUCCCACAUGCAGCCCGAAUCUUCCGCCAACCCCCGCAGACGCCAACGGAGCCAGAUGGAGAGUGACUCUGAUUGUAUGCAACACUCGUGAUGUAGCUUGUAGGUGGGUCACUAUAAAAAAGAGGUUUUUCUUCAUGUGGGUUGUAGACUUUUUCUUCAUUAGCUAUCAACCCUUAUAUGGGAGGAGUAGACGUAUCCUUCAUGAGCAUGUGCUUCCUUCAGAUUAGCUUAAGCUUUGGUUCUUAUGAACCAACUGUACCGUCCAAGACCAGCCCCCACCUUGUUUAUUUUGCUAGGUAGAGUUCAAUAUAAAAUCUUAACCAACUUGUUUACAUUUUUAGGCAGUACAAUACUAACUCGUCAAUGCUUUACCGAAUCUGGUGCUUGGGUCUUUAUGUACUGUUGCCACCUGAAACAAUUUUACUUAAUGUGAUGUUACAGUCCACCGUACCGACUUUUAUGUA
Messenger RNA from Physcomitrium patens, 3942 nucleotides. The record is from RefSeq and is a predicted model, not a curated record. Lineage: Eukaryota; Viridiplantae; Streptophyta; Bryopsida; Funariales; Funariaceae.